Andrographis paniculata is the source of this 698-nucleotide messenger RNA. RefSeq lists its product as uncharacterized. The transcript has 2 exons. Bases 61 to 570 code for a protein of 169 amino acids. Lineage: Eukaryota; Viridiplantae; Streptophyta; Magnoliopsida; Lamiales; Acanthaceae. The record is from RefSeq and is a predicted model, not a curated record.
UUUAUAAGUAGUUGUGCAGGGAAGAGAAGGCUGGAUUGUGCGGGAAAGAAAAAAAACGUAAUGGCGAGCGAUGGAAGCAACGAAUUCCGGGUGGUGUCGCCGCACAUCGACCACGAGGGGAGGCUGCCUCGGCAGUACAUGGGCGACGGGCAGGGCGCUAAGAAGAACAUUUCUCCGCCCCUGGAAUGGUACAACUUGCCGGAGGGGACGAAAAGCUUGGCCCUGAUCGUACAAGACAUUGAUGCCCCAGACCCGUCUGGGCCCAUCGUCCCCUGGACCAUUUGGGUGGUGAUCAACAUCCCUCCCACCGUGAAGGGUCUGCCGGAGGGAUUCUCCCUCAAGGGAGAGGAGAUGGGCGGCGAUUAUGCCGCCAUCAAAGAAGGGCAGAAUGAUAUGAAGAAGCACGGCUGGGACGCACCCAAGUUACCCUCCGGGGGCCACCGGAUUGAAUUCAAGCUCUUUGCUUUGGACGAUCACCUGCAUCUUGGAAACAAGGUAACUAAGGACAAGGUAUUGGAGGCAGUGGAUGGGCACAUACUCGGGGAGUCUGUCCUGUUAGCCAAGUUUUAGUCUUCCUUCUUCCAUUUAUUAGAUUGCGAAAUUCUCACUCUUGUCUUCUCUUUUCUUUAUGGAGUGAGCUGUGAUUGUAAAGGAAAUAAAUUCAAGUUUUUAAGUGGUACUGGUUUAGCUUGUGUGUA